CUGAAAAACAAAACAGUUCUGUGAGAACACGGAAGUGAAAGGAAGUUCAGUGCUUUUGAUGAUCGAGGUGCCAUUUCAGAGGACAAAGAAACAUCUGCAAAUAUUGUCAUUAUUCAAGUCCAUCAAGGACGAUGGCAUCUGAUUUAGUGCUUCAUACUCUAGAAGACCUGGAAGAACGUGAUCUGAAGAGAUUUAAGUGGUUCUUAAAGCAAGAUGGACCCGUUAGAGCUGGUAAACUGGAGAAGGCUGAUGUCACUGAUAUAGUGGAUAUAAUGAUGGAGCUUUUUGGACCUGAAGAAGCUGUGAAGAAAACACUGAACAGCCUGAGGAAGAUGAACCAGAACCGGCUGGCUGAAGAGUUACAGAACAACUACGCUGAAGUGCAAAAAUCAGGAGCAGCUGAGAAACAAGAUGAUUUCUGGCUGCAGGAAUUCUUGAAAACUCACAAAAUGAACAUGAAGGAGAAAGUGGAGCACAUUUUUGAGGGUAAAAGAGAAAAUAAAGCAGAUCUCAAGGAUGUUUUCACAGAACUCUUCAUUACGGAGGGGGAUCUUAAAGAAGUAAAUCAAGAACAUGAGAUUUCGCAGAUUGAUAAAGCCAUUAAACCCUAUAAAUCACAGGACAGGCCAAUCAAAUGCAAUGAUGUAUUUAGUCUGAACAAAAAUAAGAAUAAGAUUGUGCUGACCAAAGGCGUCGCUGGCAUUGGAAAAACUGUCUCAGUGCACAAGUUCAUUCUGGACUGGGCAGAAGGAAAAGCCAAUCAGGAGAUAGACUGUGUUUUCCUGCUUCCAUUCCGAAAUAUUAACUGCAUUAAAGACAGAGAGAUCAGUCUGGAUGAGUUUCUACAGAAAUUGAAUCCUGAACUGAAGAAAAUGGAAACAGCAAAGAGGUGUCAGAUAUAUAGUCCUAAGCUUAAGCUUGCGUUAAUCUUUGAUGGACUGGAUGAGAGUCGACUGUCUUUGGAUUUUGGCAGUGAAAUUGAAAAGAGUGUUGAGGAGCGAUUAUCUGUAGAUGAACUGUUUACAAGUCUGGUGAAUGGGUCUCUGCUUCCAUCAGCUCACGUCUGGGUGACAUCACGACCAGCAGCAGCCAAUCAGAUCCCUCCGUAUUGUGUAGGGUUGUUCACCGAGAUGCGAGGAUUCACUGACCAGCAGAAGGAGGAGUAUUUCAGAAAGAGAAUCCAAGAUACGACUCAGGCCUCCAGAAUGAUCUCACACAUUAAGAAAUCUCGUAGUCUCUACAUCAUGUGCUACAUUCCCGUGUUCUGUUGGAUCACAGCCACUGUUCUAAAGGACAUUCCCAUUGGGAACAAUGCCGAGAAAAUCAACACGACACUCACUGAAAUGUACAUCCACUUCCUGCUGAUACAGAUGAACAUGAAGAGCCAGAAGCAUGACAGUAAAACAGAAAGACAACGUACCAAGCUCUUAGAUUCCAAUAAAACAAUGAUUUUGAAGUUAGCUAAGCUAGCGUUUGAACAGCUGAAGAAGGAAAACAUAGUGUUCUAUGAGAAAGAUCUGAAAGCUUGUGGUAUUGAUGUGAGUGAAGACUUUGAGUCCACAGGAAUGCUGACUGAGAUCUUUCAGCAAGAAGCUGGACUUCAUGAGAUAAAGGUCUUCUGCUUCGUGCAUCUGAGUGUUCAAGAGUUCCUCGCUGCAGUGCACGUGUUCCUCUGCUACCUGAACAAGAACAUGGACGAGCUGCAGUUUUUCAGUGAAGAAACACAAAACGAGGCCAGGCCUGACCACAUCGACAAGCCAGACAAACACAAGGUCAGACCUAAACGUCAGUUAUUUUUUCAGUUUGCAAAACUGUUCAAAACCAACAAGAGUAAGAGUGUGCCUGACAAAAAUAUUACUUUAGAUUAUUUACUAAAGAAGGCUGUUGAGAAAGCAAUGAAAAGUCAGAAAGGACAUUUAGACUUAUUUUUACGGUUUCUGCUGGGCAUUUCACUGGAAUCGAAUCAGAAACUGCUCAGAGGCCUGUUCACACACACUGAAGACAGCAAAGACAGCGUCACAGAAAUAACUACACACAUUAAAGAACAAUUACAAAGCUAUGAGAACAUCUCAUCUGAAACAUCAGUCAACCUGUUCUACUGUUUACUGGAGCUCAAUGAAAAUUCAUUAUAUACAGACAUACAAAAAUACUUCACAUCUUAUCCAAAAAGAGAGCUCUCGCCUUCAAUGUACUCAUUAAUUGCUUACGUUCUGCUGAUGUCAGAGGAGGUGCUGGAUGAGCUCGACCUGAGUAUGUACAUGAGUGAAUCAAAUGGUAAACACUCAAGGAUGUACAGGACAUGGGGAGGCCACAUGAAUCUCCUGCCAGCUGUGAGAUUCUGCAGAAAAGCAAAACUCUCCUCCUGUGAUCUCGAUGACACCUGCUGUGAAACUGUGGCUUUGGCCCUGCAGACACCAAACUCACCUCUGAUAGAGCUGGACAUGAGUGAAAAUAACCUGAAGGAUUCAGGAGUGAAGCUGCUCUCUGAUGGACUAAAGAGCCCAAAUUGUCAGCUGAAGAUACUGAGAUUACGGGACUGUAAGGUGACAGAAGAAAGCUGUGGUUAUCUGGCUUCAGCUCUGUGUUCAAACCCCUCACACCUGAGAGAGCUGGAUCUGAGCCUCAAUCACCUGGGAGACUCAGGAGUCAAGAUGCUCUCUGAUCUACUGAAGCAUCCAAACUAUGCACUGAAUAAACUGGAUACUGAGCAAUACAAGUAAUCUCUCACUGGAUCCAAACACAGCAGUCACUCGUCUCACUCUGUCUGAGGAGAACAGAAACAUGACGCACGUGUUUGAGGAUCAGCCGUAUCCUGAUCAUCCAGAGAGAUUUGAUGAGUGUCGUCCGGUUCUGUGUGGAGAGAGUCUGACUGGAGUCAGUCAGUGAAUAUCAGUGACAUAUAAAGGUAUCAGCAGGAAAGGAAGGAGACACUGUAAAUUUGGAUUUAACAAAAUAUCCUGGAGUCUGAACUGU
Molecule: messenger RNA, 2973 nt
Organism: Rhinichthys klamathensis goyatoka
Lineage: Eukaryota; Metazoa; Chordata; Actinopteri; Cypriniformes; Leuciscidae
Product: NACHT, LRR and PYD domains-containing protein 12-like
Exons: 7
Coding region: 132-2720 (862 amino acids)
Molecular function (GO): protein binding
Source: RefSeq, a predicted model, not a curated record